This is a messenger RNA of Aedes aegypti (yellow fever mosquito), 1145 nucleotides long. Its product is annotated as zwei Ig domain protein zig-8. The transcript has 7 exons. NCBI's taxonomy places the organism in Eukaryota, Metazoa, Arthropoda, Insecta, Diptera, Culicidae. The coding region runs from base 1 to 1131 and encodes 376 amino acids. The record is from RefSeq and is a predicted model, not a curated record. Gene Ontology annotation, biological process: synapse organization. Gene Ontology annotation, cellular component: neuron projection membrane.
AUGCCAUGCAUCCCAUCAUCGUCAUCGUCCUCGUCCUCGUCUGCCGCUGUUGGAUUACCAUCCUCGUCGUCGCAGUCGUCGUCCUCGUCACCCUCGCUUGCGGCCGCAGACAAACCGUACUUUGACGACGUCAACUCGCGGAACGUAACGACGGUGCUGGAGGACACUGCCGUCCUCAAGUGCCGCGUCAAACACAAAGGCGACCGAACGGUUUCCUGGAUGCGCAAGCGAGACCUCCACAUACUGACGUCCAAUAUCUACACAUACACCGGGGAUCAGAGGUUUUCGGUGAUUCAUCCGCCGGACUCGGACGACUGGGACCUGAAGAUUGAGUAUGCCCAGCUGAAGGACAGUGGCAUCUACGAGUGUCAGGUCAACACCGAGCCGAAGAUUAAUCUGGCGGUGUACCUGGACGUGACAGAGGAUCGAGAUUUCGUACAAGCAUCGGGAGGCAACCACUUCAUGGGCCCCAUGGGACUAGACUUUCUCUCGACAGCAGCCCGGGCCAAAAUUAUCGGUUCACAGGAGGUGCACGUGAAGAAAGGCAGCACCAUCUCGCUGUCCUGUGUCGUCAACGUUCUGGCGUCGUCCAUCUCGUGGUACCACGGAUCCUCCGUUGUCGACUUCGAUUCGGCCCGCGGAGGCAUCAGCCUGGAGACGGAGAAAACCGAAACCGGCACCAGCAGCCGUCUGAUGCUGACCCGGGCCACCCUACGGGACUCGGGCAACUACACCUGCGUUCCUUCGGGAGCCAUCUCAGCCAGUGUGCAGGUUCACGUUCUGAACGGUGAACAUCCAGCUGCAAUGCAGACAAGCAACGGAGUGGUACUCUGUUCGUCACGAUACGUGCUAGUUUUUGUACUACUUGCAGCCCUAAAUAGUUGUAAUUUAAGUAAAUUAAUCUCCUCCAUAUCAACAACCGUACUCAAAACGGAAAGGCAACUGCGUCGGACGGUUUUGCUGGCGUCAACGGCAUCAGUCGGACUCGUUGGCCGUUUUUUGCCCUCCCGGAGCAGCAGCAACAGUUUCAAAAUCCGAACAUUCUCCACCUGCAGAAGCAGCACUUUUACCAGCUCGCAAACUAGCUUACAAAGCUUAAAUGAAGCACCGACGCUGCUGCAGAAAAGAUGAUCCCCCGGCUAGUU